UAUGAUUCAACUUCCUCCUGCUAAUAAUGGGCGUUUCCCUCUCAGUUUCUCAGAAAGGUGUGGUGAUUUUGGCUCUGUGUGAAGUUCCUCCUCUGACAUCAACCCUGUGCUGUCACUAAGUUUGAGACUUUUCUCCACAACCGCAACAAUGUCUGUUUGGGAUGACCUGGAUCUGCUCUUAGACUCCCCCUCCUCACUGACUGUGACAUCCACUACAAGAGGAACUGUGAAGGACAAGCCAAACUUCAAAGUGGAGGAGGAUGUGUCUGCACUGAGGAAAGCCAUAGAGGGCCUUGGCACGACAGAAAAGACCAUAAUUGAGGUGUUGACCCAAAGAAGUAAUGCUCAGCGUCAGCUCAUUGCUAAGGCCUAUGAGAAAGCCACAGGAAGGACAUUAGUAGCUGACCUGAAGGGGGACACCCAUGGAGACUUUGAGGACUUGUUAGUGGCAUUGGUGACGCCUCCUGCGGUCUACGACUGUCGUCAAGUCAUCAAAGCCAUCAAGGGUGCAGGGACUACAGAGAGUAUGCUGACAGAAAUCUUUGCUUCGAGAUCCAACAGAGAGAUCAAGGCCAUGUCUGAAGCAUACCUCGCAGAAACUGGAAAAUCGAUGAUUCACGAUCUGCAGUCGGAGGUGUCUGGAGAUUACGGCAAAGCACUGCUCAUUUUGGCUGAGGGGAAGAGAGACGAGAGCACCAAUGUGGAUGCUGCUAAGGCUAAAGCAGAUGCUAAGGCCCUGUAUGAAGCAGGAGAGAAGAAGUGGGGAACUGAUGAAGGGAAAUUUAUUGACAUCCUGUGCCACAGGAGUAUUCCCCAGCUUCGACAGACUCUGGUGGAGUACAAAAACAUCAGUAAGAAGACUCUGCAGGAGAGCAUUGAGAGCGAGAUGUCUGGAAACCUGGAGAAGCUACUAGUGGCUGUUGUGAAGUGUGUGAAGAACGUUCCUGCAUACCUCGCUGAGAAGCUAUUCAAGAGCAUGAAGGGUGCUGGGACGACAGAGUCCACUCUGACCAGAAUACUAGCCAGCCGCUCUGAGGUCGAUCUGCUAGACAUCAGAGCAGAGUACAAGAAGCUGUUUGGAUGUUCCCUCUACUCCCAGUUAGAGUCUGAAGUGUCGGGCAGUUAUGGAGACGCCCUCAAGCAUCUAUGUGGCCAAGACUAACUCCUUCCAACUCCUGUGAUGAGAAACAUGUGGUGUAUGAAGUGCAGCUUUACCCCAUAACAGAUGGGAAGAACCGCGUCUAAUGAGGAGGAUGACCAGUUGCUGACCUUUCCAAUCAUAUUGAUACAUUAGCUUGGACUUGGCUAGAACUAACCAUCCAGCAAUGCUUUUUAAUGUGGAAUUCCAGUAAUGUUCAACCAGAAAUUGAUGUUUCAAACUAGAGUGCCAUGUAUGACCAUGCCAUCAACGAUUAACACACAAACACUUAAGGAGAAACUGUUAUUCUUAGAUAUGAAGACGCUGUUGAAUGUCUUUUUCAAUAUAACAAAUUGUUUGUAUUACAACAUAGUCACAAAUAACUGUUAUAAUUUCACAUAUAAGAAAAUAAAAAUACUGUAUUCUACUA
This is a messenger RNA of Morone saxatilis (striped sea-bass), 1568 nucleotides long. It is a transcript of the gene anxa3b, whose product is annotated as annexin A3b. The transcript has 14 exons. Lineage: Eukaryota; Metazoa; Chordata; Actinopteri; Moronidae. Gene Ontology annotation, molecular function: calcium-dependent phospholipid binding; phospholipase inhibitor activity; calcium ion binding. The coding region runs from base 149 to 1162 and encodes 337 amino acids. Gene Ontology annotation, cellular component: cytoplasm. The record is from RefSeq and is a predicted model, not a curated record.